AUGGCCACCGCUACGACAGCAUUGGUACGCCCACCGGGUAAUACUGGCGGUGCAAUGAUGAUGAUGCCAACGGGUACUGCUAUUGCUAUGGGUUGUACAGGUCAGCCGUCACAAGUAUCAUUGUAUCCAUCACAACAAAGUGCAUAUUCUGCUUAUCAAUCGCAAACUGCCAUUGGAGUAUCGUCAGCUAAUGGACGUUUACUUUCGAAUAAUUCUUGUGAUGCAGCAUCCGGAAAUUUUUUUCUCCAACAACCGCAACAAAGUUAUCCACUACAACGGUCAUUUUACCAAAAUUUAACACCUGAACCACAGGCAACAACAGCUAAUAGCAUCACGCCUCAAAAUAUGAACUGUGAAGCCGUUGGUUCGACAGCGACGAUAUCUAGUGACAGCUUGACAGCAUCAGUUUUUACUGAUUUGGGCUCCCAGUCAUUAUCAGUUCGACGGCCCUCCAGUUGUAGCAGCCGGGGUCGGCCAUCAUCAUCUUGCUCCUCUGGUGCAAACGUACAAAUACCGAUUACAAGUACUACAGUCGCUGCGAGUGCUGCUGGACCUGUUACAACAAAUAUGAAUGGUUUGGUUAAUGCAUCGGGCACCAAUAAUACCGUUGCAUCAGUUUGCGUCAGUAAAAAUGCCGAUAUCCUAAUAAUCCGUGAUCCAUUCGAAGAGGAAGAAUUGCCCGGUACACGCUGUAAUACCACGAAUACUCGAAUGAUGUUGUUCAAUCAGCGACCACCGCAAUAUAUCAACACUGGAAAUCCUUUGGAUUCCGGAGGGCAGCUAGAGUUACCUCGGCAUCUUCGCGUCCCGUAUCCUGACUCGGCAUAUCGAGCAUGUAUUGCAGCGAAUAAGAAUUUGGCCAGUUUCCGUAACGGAGCACCGUUGCCUUCGUUCAUACCACCUUAUUCAGCGUUUCUUGGUCCAAGAUCUGGUUCUGUUUUUGGUCCCAAUGUUGUUCCAAUCGAGAAUUCAGUAAUGUACGGGAAUCCACAGCAGCAACGACAGCAGCAGCAACAGCAGCUCGUUGGAAGUGGUGCAAAUUUUGGGAUUUUACGAAAUAAUAGAACUCAAGGAAAUGCUUCACCAGGUUGUCCACCGAUGUCAAUGGGUAAUGCACCUGCACCAAUUCUAACCCAGGGCUUUGGAAAUCCAUAUUGUGUUCAGGGAUCAGCUCCAACGCAGCAGAUGUUGGGACCACCUGGUAAUGAUUGUAUUCUGAUUAGUCAACUUACAUUUAAACGAGACUGUUCCAUAACCACUGUAUUAUAUAAUGGACUCUUAUUUGUCGCACAAGGCGUCACCGGCUGUAUGCAGCGCACCGAAUACCUGACAGCUCCGUCAGGUCCAUAUUGUAUGCCGGGAGGUGCUGCUGGACAACCUUAUUUUGGAGGGCAGCCAGUUGGAAGACCCGAACCCGGAACUUCUAACAUGGUACCUUUGAACAGUGGUCCGCAAUUAAAUGCCAUGGGAAUGGUGGGCAUGAAUGGUGAAAGAAUGGGACCUGUUAUGGGUGUCAUUGGUAUGGUCCAACAACAAAAUGUUGGUGCGACGACAGGAAAGAAAGGGAAUAAUAAAAGAUCCAAAGCUAAUAAAGGAGCUCCAACAUUGCCGAACCUUAGCAUCAUGGAUGAACAGCAGCUUUUGGCAGCAAGACGGAAACAACAGUCUCUUUUAUCAUCCGGGCAGCAACAACAACAACAACAGCAACCAAUGGUACCUGGAAUGAUGCUACAAAUGUCAGCUCCAUCCCAGGACUUCUAUAUGUCCCAGGGUAUUUGUGGCAGUCGUAGUGGCAUGCCACCUCAUGUUGCUCCAGCACAGCAGCAGGCGAUGGUAUCAAUGACACCUGCUAAUGGAACUGCGAGAGGAGGCGAACUGGGGCAAUUUGAUCAUUUUGAUGUUCGACCUUCAACAAGUAUGAGUUGUACGCCAAUGUCAUACUGUCCUCCAAUAGCGUCAGCACCAAGUGCAACUGAUGCUCCGCCUCAGCAGCAAUCCACUUCUCAAAUGAUCGCCAAUUCGAUGAUGAUGACUAGAGGUUAUGGUGGUUUCGAGCAAAAUGGCUUUGUUGAUGGUUUUCAGACUCAACGGAACAAUGGUAGCAGUAGUGAUACUGUUAUUAAUAAUAUGACAACAAAUAAUACUGUCACUGCCAGUACCAGCGGUGAUUCGUUCACUGUGCUAAAUGGUUCUACGAGUAGCCAGAAUACGAGUACCGGUAACAAACAACGUUGUGUAAGCUGUACGGAAGAACUAAGAAGUGAUCAACCCAGUAUUCAAUGCACUGCAAAUGGUGAAGGUUGUCGGCGUUUCUUCCAUCAGGAAUGUAGUGGAUUAUUAUCGGAUGCGUUUCGUGCUAUCAUUGCAGAACCAUGUGCAGAGUGGAUUUGUCCAGAUUGUUUAUGUCGUCAACAAACGCAACUUACAUUUGCUUAA
Molecule: messenger RNA, 2436 nt
Organism: Cercopithifilaria johnstoni
Lineage: Eukaryota; Metazoa; Nematoda; Chromadorea; Rhabditida; Onchocercidae
Source: the annotation of a GenBank genome assembly